Messenger RNA from Sungouiella intermedia, 981 nucleotides. Lineage: Eukaryota; Fungi; Ascomycota; Pichiomycetes; Serinales; Metschnikowiaceae. The record is from the annotation of a GenBank genome assembly.
AUGGCUGACUCACUCCCACAGGAUACAACACCUGUCAAAAGUGAACCAACUGGAGGUUGUGAUCUGACUACUGAUAUCGCCUCAGGAGUUUCUCUGGUAUCUGAACUUCCUUCAGAAUCCAUGGAUGACCUCGUUGCUCGCCACAAAAAGGAGCUUCGAGAUCUAGUGGCCACAACCACGUCGCUCAAAAAACAGGCAACAAAAAAGACCAGAAAGUCCGUCAAUCAGAAAUGUCACGACAUGCAAACUCAGCUUGACGAUCGACACAAAAGGGAAUUGGCCCAGGCAAACGGGCAAGAAAUCAACGUCAUCGAUGAGGUGACCCCAGAACAGCUUCUUGCAUCGCUUACGGUAGCCGAGCCAGUGAAUGUAUCAUCUCAGAAUGGUUCUCCACACACACCAGCUACACCUUCUACUGCGGGCAAGAAGCGGAACCGUGCAAAGGAGAGGUUGGCCAAGCGCCAGGCGCAGGAAGAUGCUGUGAGAGCCCAGGCAGCGCAGGAGGCUGCUGGUGAAGUAGAUUACCGUCAAAUUGAGCAUGACCUGAUGCUAAGGUUGCUUGAGGCACAAAACUUGGAGUUGCAUGAGAUCCAACCUGAUGGUCAUUGUCUCUUUCGGUCCAUCCAAGACCAAUUGCAAUGCCGGCACCAAAUUGAUGUCUCGGUGGCUGAACUACGUAAAAGCGCCGCUACGUACAUCAGAGCCCAUCCCGACGACUUUGUGCCAUACCUCUUUGACGAGACAACGCUCUCACUUCGCGAUAUUGAUGACUACACUAAGGAAUUGGAAGAGACAGCAAUGUGGGGAUCGGAUAUGGAAUUGUUGGCGUUGAGCAAGACUCAUGAUUGUGCUAUUAGGGUUUUGGUUGCUGGAAGCGCACCUAUCGUCUUCAAUGAAGGAGCCGAGGAUGAGUUGGUGGUUGCCUUCUACAAGCACCUGUACGGAUUAGGAGAGCACUAUAACUCAUGUAGGAGCCGGUAG